AUGCCAUCUUAUGCAAAAAAUUUAAAGGAUAUGCUCUCUAACAAGAAGAAGCUAGAGGAGAAUGCUAUGGUUGCAUUGACUACAGAGUGUGGUGCAAUUUUGCAAGAUACACUUCCUAAGAAAUUAAGCAAUCCGGGUAGCUACUCAAUUCCGGUGAAACUUGGAGACAUAGAAAUCAACAGAGCAUUAUGUGAUCUUGGUGCAAGUGUGAGUCUUAUGCCGCUCUCUAUCUGCAAGAAACUUCAAAUGGGUGAACUAAGGCCUACACAUAUAUCUUUACAACUUGCGGAUCGGUCAGUCAAGUUUCCUUUGGGUGUACUUGAAGAUGUUCCUCUACGCGUGGGAAAAUUCUUUAUUCCAUGUGAUUUUGUUGUGAUGGAAAUGGAGGAGGAUGCACAUGUCCCUAUCAUUCUUGGAAGACCAUUCUUAGCUACUGCGGGAGCAAUCAUUGAUAUGAAGAAUGGUAAAAUCACUUUUGAAGUAGGAGAUGAGAAAAUGGAGUAUUCACUCUUGAAUACUAUGGGAACUCCUUCCAUGGGAGAGACUAUUUGUCAAGUGGAUGUCCUUGAUGAUUUUAACGUGAGCAACUUCCCUUGA
This is a messenger RNA of Chenopodium quinoa (quinoa), 597 nucleotides long. Its product is annotated as DNA damage-inducible protein 1-like. The transcript has a single exon. The record is from RefSeq and is a predicted model, not a curated record. Bases 1 to 597 code for a protein of 198 amino acids. Lineage: Eukaryota; Viridiplantae; Streptophyta; Magnoliopsida; Caryophyllales; Amaranthaceae.